This is a messenger RNA of Hyaloscypha bicolor E, 2064 nucleotides long. Its product is annotated as isotrichodermin C-15 hydroxylase. NCBI's taxonomy places the organism in Eukaryota, Fungi, Ascomycota, Leotiomycetes, Helotiales, Hyaloscyphaceae. The record is from RefSeq and is a predicted model, not a curated record. Gene Ontology annotation, molecular function: heme binding; iron ion binding; oxidoreductase activity, acting on paired donors, with incorporation or reduction of molecular oxygen. The transcript is spliced from 3 exons. Bases 40 to 1653 code for a protein of 537 amino acids.
AUCGUGUUGCUAAGAGUGUGGAAGAAAGACGCUCCUAAAAUGUCGAUAUACGGCCAUUUCCACGUUUCCUGGGCGUCGGCAAUCUACCUGGAGCUGGCGCUUUAUGUCUUCCUCGCAAUUGUCCUUUACUUCAUCCUCAUCUUCUCCUACCGUCUAACUCUACAUCCGCUGGCCAAAUAUCCAGGACCGUUCUUCGCGCGUAUUUCGGAUUGGCCUCUCGUUCUGCAUUGCUAUAGAGGUGACAGACAUCUUUGGGAGUACGCAAACCACAAGAAAUACGGUCCCAUUGUUCGCUACGGUGCGAACUCAAUCUCAAUCUCUUUGCCAAAUUCCCUUUCUGCAAUCCACGGCCCCAAAGCCAAUGUAAAGAAAGGAUCUUGGUACAAGACACUGGAUAUCAGCGCCGGUGCUCCAUCCGUGCAAAUGGAGAUCGACAAGCAGCAGCACGCUCUCCGCCGUCGCUUCCUAGCCCCCGCAUUCAGCGAAAAAGCCCUCAAAGAAGCCGAGAUAUUGAUCAUGAUCAGCGCUGAGAAGCUCUCGCAUGGCCUAGCGAAAGGAGGCGAGGAGCGAUGGUCACCACCGAAGAACAUGAGUGACUGGGCGACGUAUUUCGGUUUCGAUUUCAUUAGUGAUUUGGGAUACGGACGGAGUUUUGGGAUGUUGGAGAGGGAGGAUAAUACCUGGAUUCCGGGAGUGCUGAAAUCCGCCUCGAAGUUUAUUUAUUAUGUGGGGUAUUUGCCUUUCAUUGAGGUUGUUCGCCCGCUUAUGGGGAGCUGGGUGCAGGAUUAUAUCGGGGGGCAGGAAGCGGCGGAUUCAUUGAAGUAUACGAACUUGGCGAAUGCAAGGUUGGCGGAGAGGAUGGAUUUGGAGAAGCGUUUGAGGUUGCAGGACAAGGAGCUCGAGAGGAAAGACACCUUUCAUUACCUCCUCAACAGCAAGGAUCCUGUCACUGGAAAAAAGUUCACGACCGAAGAACUGCAGGCAGAUUCCGCGUUGAUUAUUGCUGCCGGGAGUGACGGUGCCGGGCUCACGCUUUCAGCCUGUAUUUUCUACCUUCUCAGUAACCCGACGACCAUGGGACAACUCGUUCGCGAGAUUCGAGAAAACUUCAAGUCUGUCCAGGAGAUACGCAAUCCGAAAUUAGGUGCUCUCCCAUAUCUGCACGCAUGCAUCGAAGAAACCUUGCGAAUGAAUCCUCCAAAAGCCAGUUCGCUUCCGCGCGAGGUUUUAAAGGGCGGUCUAACGAUUGAUGGACACUUGAUUCCCGAAGGCAUCACGGUUGGAACACCACUGUAUGUCAUCCAUCACGAUCCGAAUAUCUUCCCAGAACCAUGGUCGUUUCGGCCAGAACGUUGGAUUGCCUCCCCGUCAAAUAGCUACACCUCGGAAAGGGUUUCGGCGGCCAAAGCAGCAUGUGCACCUUUCCUGGUUGGGCCCUUGAACUGCAUUGGGAAGAACAUGUCUUAUAUCGCAUUGAAAUUGGCAUUGGCCCAUAUUCUCUUCUGCAAUGACGUCAGGAUAAGUGGGGAGUUGACAGGUGGAGGGGGAAAGGACAAGGUGGAUGGAAGGCAACGGGAAGGAGAGUAUCAAAUGGAAGAUUGGAUUCUCGGUUUCAGGGAUGGUCCGAUGGUAGAGGUUAAGAUUAGGCAGUGAAGUCGGUGUAAGCUUCACUGGUCCUUGAACUCGCAAGGUGCAUGAGAAAAGAAGUUUGAAACGUUGGAUAUGGGUUUCCAUUUAUUCAUUUCUAAGAUGGGGUCAAUAUGGAACAGACCUAAAGGUCAUGAAUACCCAGUGGGGCAAGGUCUUGUGUUUUGUUCUCAUCGGCGGAGUCAGCGUGCCUCGUUGCUACCUAUCGCUGCUGUUCUGGGAUUUUUCUUUCUUCGCUCGUCAAAGACCCCAUAAUAUCAGCCAUCUCGAUCAAUCUUGGAAAGGGCAUCAAUUUGAAGUGUUACGAUUGAAAUAAGCAAGGAAGCCUCUGAGAGCUGGACGGAAGGGGUUGAUGCUUUACUUAAACUGAUUUACCCAGAAAACAUUAUUGCCAGACAAAAAGAAUCAAUAAUUCCU